This is a messenger RNA of Bactrocera neohumeralis, 1579 nucleotides long. Its product is annotated as 3 beta-hydroxysteroid dehydrogenase/Delta 5-->4-isomerase type 2. Gene Ontology annotation, molecular function: 3-beta-hydroxy-Delta5-steroid dehydrogenase (NAD+) activity. Lineage: Eukaryota; Metazoa; Arthropoda; Insecta; Diptera; Tephritidae. The transcript is spliced from 5 exons. Gene Ontology annotation, biological process: steroid biosynthetic process. The coding region runs from base 163 to 1371 and encodes 402 amino acids. The record is from RefSeq and is a predicted model, not a curated record.
UUAGCGCAGUCAUUUUCAGUUGUAGACAAGCGUCCAAGCGGCUCGAACGUGCAAAUUUAAACGAAGAAAGGUGAAGUUUUGUUAAAAGCUCUGCCGAAUCAUCCAACACUGUGCUAAAAGUGAAUUGUGCUUUUAAUUUUUGUAUUUCAAGAAACCGAUAAUAUGACGUCAACGGCUGAGAACGCAUUGGAGGAAGUGGUUUUAGUCACUGGCGGUAGCGGCUUUAUCGGGCAGCAUUUGUUAAAAUAUCUUUUGCGCGAACAAAAAAAUUUGGGCAUCAAAGAAGUUCGCUCUUUGGAUAUCGAGCCCUUUGAAAAUAAAAUUGGCAUUUCUUACAUAGCGGCGUUGAAGACCUUUGUCGGAGACAUUUGCGAGCCAAAGUCCAGCACUGUGCAGGAUGCCUUCAGGAAUGUAAAUUGUGUUUUCCACUGUGCCGCCUUAGUCAGCAUUGAGUAUCCGCCAAAUUUCAAGGAGUUAGAUCGUGUCAACGUGAACGGAACCAGCACAGUGGUAGACUUAUGUGUGCAGCAUAAUGUGAGAAGGCUGAUAUACACCAGCUGUGCAUCGGUGUGUCUGGUGCCCUUUAAAGGCUACAGCACAUUCACCAUAGUCAUAAAUCAAACUGAGUCAAAGGCCAAUACGCCCACUUUUAAUGCGCAGGAACCCGCUGAUUUCGACAAAUCCUUCCUGAUACCUGGCUAUUCGUCGUCGAAAUUGCGCGCUGAAUCUAUUGUGUUAAACUCGAAUGGAACACUGCUUAGUAAUCAGCGAGAUUAUUUGGAAACUGUGGCCAUUCGUCCGCCGCUCACUUAUGGCGAAGGCGAUGAGAAAUUUGUGCCCCGUGUUUUCGAGUACCUGUCAAGCCGUGGUUACAGUUAUCCCCGCAUUGCCGGCGCUGGUGGUAAACAACAGCUCGUCUAUGCUGGUAACGUGGCUUGGGGUCAUUUGUGUGCCUACAAAACACUUAAGGCGACUCCAAAAGCCAUUGCCGGUCUGCCGGUGUUCGUGACCGAUGACACGCCCAUCAAUGAUGUGACCAGAUUCAUACAGAAAAUGGCUUUGCUCGGUGGAAAAUUCAAGAUCAAUUUGACCUUAUGGUAUCUGCCGCAUUUCCUUUUCUUUCUUCUCUCCUUCCUCACCGAACUGUUUGUGCAGUUACUUUAUCCUGUAACGAAAUUCAAAUUGGCGUAUUCGCUUCGUGCGAUUGCGUCCUUCACAGCGUCGGUGUUGAUGCUUAAUCGUUUGCGCGCUUCGAUACAUAUGGAUUAUGUACCGCUAGUUGAGCCGGAGGAUGCUGCCCAAGAAAGUGCGCGCUGGUAUGCGCAGUGGUGGGAAAAGCAGCGCUCGAAAAAUAAUGGGAAAUCUAGCUAAACUCGAUUACAGAGCUUGCUUAUACAAAUCGGUUGUAAUACUAUAUGCAAGUAAUGAUGUACUCGUACAUAUGUAGAUACAUAUACUUUUAUGUAAAAUAGCAAAAAAUGUUUAUAUCUUGCCUUAGAUAAGCACAAAUUAUUAAAUUUGUAUAUUUUUAAAAUAAGUUUUUUCAAAGGUAUGGUUAAUUAAAAAAUUGUUUUUUUUU